AUGCUCGCAUUCACUCACCUCUUCAGCGCCACCGUGGCCCUCACCUCCGCCCUCACCCCCGUCAUCGCGGCACCUCAACCGUUCUCAGCCGCACCCGCCCUCGCCCCGCGCGCCAGCGUCUGCAACGGCGACGCCUCGCUCUGCUCUCGUCUUUACUCGAAUGUCACCUACAUCGGCGCGCACAACAGCUACGCCGUCGGCACGCUCGCCGGCGCCACCACGGGCAAGAACCAGGAGCAGGAUGUCACGCAGCAGCUCAACGACGGUAUCCGUCUGCUGCAGGUGCAGGCACAUCGCAAUACCAACUCGACGGGCGCCUCCGGCAUCGAUCUGUGUCACUCUUCAUGCGAGCUGGAGAACGGCGGGUCGCUAGAAUCCUACCUGACCAAGGUCAACAGCUGGCUCGCCGCCAACCCGAACGACGUGGUGACGCUUCUCAUUGUCAAUGCCGACGAUCAGUCUGCGUCGACCUUUGGCGGUGCUUUUUCCUCCACGGGCAUCUCCUCUCGUGCCUACUCGCCGUCCUCUAACGUGAUCGCCAAGAGCUCCUGGCCGACUCUCAGCAGCCUCAUCGACAGCGGCAAGAACCUGGUGGUGUUCAUUGACAACUCGGCCGACGCUAGCGUGCCGUACAUCCUGCCGCACUUUAGCAACACCUGGGAGAAUCCGUACGACCAAACGUCGGUGCCGUUCAACUGCUCCAUCGACCGCAUCAACUCCGGCUCUUCCGCGUCGAAUCUCAUGUACCUCGUCAACCACUACCUCGAUUCGACGUUCAAUCUCUUCGGCACCAACGUCUACGUGCCCAACACCGCCGAGCUCAGCACCACAAACAGUCUGAACAGCAUCAUGACGGACACGAACAACUGUGCGAGCAUGCACGGCGGUAGCUGGCCGACGUUUGUCCUGACGGAUUUCUACGAUGUUGGCAACGGAAGCGUUUUCCAGGCUGCGGCGCGGAUGAAUGGCGUGCAGUAUGUCGCAAAAGCCAUUGGGAAUGCGACGACCGGUGGGAGCACGGGGAGUGGCAGCGGGAGCGGCAGUAGCACUGGCCGCGGGUCGAGCUCGGCUGCCUCGAAGCUGGGUAUGAUGGGCAGUGGCGCGCUGGCGCUCAUCGCUCUGGUGGCCGCCUCGACACUGGUCUAA
Messenger RNA from Kalmanozyma brasiliensis GHG001, 1146 nucleotides. Its product is annotated as PLC-like phosphodiesterase, TIM beta/alpha-barrel domain protein. Gene Ontology annotation, biological process: lipid metabolic process. NCBI's taxonomy places the organism in Eukaryota, Fungi, Basidiomycota, Ustilaginomycetes, Ustilaginales. The record is from RefSeq and is a predicted model, not a curated record. Gene Ontology annotation, molecular function: phosphoric diester hydrolase activity. Bases 1 to 1146 code for a protein of 381 amino acids. The transcript is spliced from 2 exons.